CUUUUUAUUACUGGGAUCGGUCAUUGAAAACUGUCAUUUUGUUAGGAGUUGGUUUCAAUUUAAUAUUUGAAAACAGGCUUUAGCAAUGGCUGCUUCAAAAAAGGAAGCAUUGCUGUUGUGUUUAGAUGUUGGAACUGGAAUGAAAGAUUCAACAAACAAUCAAUCAACUUCACUUGAUCUUUGCAUUCAUGUUAUAUCUACUCUUGUACAACGCAAAAUAUUUUCACAAUCCAAAGAUGAAGUGAGUUUAGUUUUAUUCGGAACAAACGAAACAUCGAAUCCAUUAAACCAAGAAGAUGAAGAAAGUUAUCAAAAUAUUUCGAUCGCGUUUUCAUUGGGUUGCCCAAACUUUGAACUUCUACAUUACUUGUCCAAUGACCUGAAACCUGGAGUGUUGGAGACAGAUUUUGUUGACGCACUCACUGUUAGUUUGGAUCAUCUGCAUAAAGAAACAAGAUAUAAGAAAAUAAGUUCGUGUCGAAUUGUUCUUUUCACCAACUUCUGCCACCCCACCAGUGAUGAGAACUUGGAUGGAAUAAUUGGUGGUUUCAACACAGAUGGGAUGAAUGUGCAGUUGGAUGUUAUUUCUUCAUUUACAAUAAACAAGCUCCUUUCAAAUGAGGACGACAACCCGUCGCAUAGUGGUGAUGACCAACCUGGUACUUCAACUCAUAGAAGGCCUGAUCGAGGGGAAUUACCAUGUGGGGAGAAACCUAAGUCAGCCAACCAGCAAGCAGGAGAAGGAAUCAUAACAAGGAUGCAUAGGGGAGGUGUGCAGGGGGAUUGCUAUACAUUGAGGGAAGCAGUAAAAGCUGUGAUGGGAUUCGAGAAAUGUUCCGUCCGUUCAGCCAAAUGGAAAUGCAAUUUAACACUAGGAUCCCAUCUUUCUAUACCCUGUUGUGCUUAUAUUAAAACUAAGGAGGCGAAACUUAAACAAACGUGGAAAAAAUGCCAUGCUAAAACACACAAGAAAGAAGACAUUACGUCGAAUAUCUUUUAUUAUAUCGAUGAUGAUGAAAAAACGGAAGUUACCAAAGAAAAUUUAGGAAAAGGAUACAAAUACGGCAAAGACAUCAUAACGUUCGGGACUGAAGACGAAAAACAGAUGAAGUUCGCUGCUUGUGAUAAAUGUUUGUCAAUACUUGGGUUCACGGACAUGAGAAAUGUUCAUGUGAUUCAUCAUAUGGAUGACCAAGCUCAUGUCGUGAUACCUGAGGCUGGAGAUGAGCAUGCAGGAACUGCAUUAUCAGCAUUAUGCACAGCGAUGGUGAAACAAAACUUGUGCGCCGUUGCCUGCCAUGUAUAUCGUAAAGGCUCCAAUCCUAAACUAGUAGCGUUGCUUCCAAAGGUUAAACUUGGUUCACAUUAUCUUGUGAUGGUUAGCUUGCCGUUCGCUGAAGAUGUACGUCCAUUGUCAUUCGAAUCUUUAUUCUCGGGGAAAAAUAAACAACCGAGUGAAGAACAACUUCAACUUGCUGAGGAUUUAAUUUCAUCCAUGGAUUUUACUCAAUCUGAAGAUGGGAUCUUCAAAGCAAAAGAAAAAAUGAAUCCAACAUUUCAAAGAACGUUCCAAUGUUUAGACCACAGGUUGAAGCACCCUGAUAGUAAACUACCCGACCUAAAUCAACUUAUAAAUGAUUCAGUCUCAAUAUCGCACCCAACGAGCGUGGAAACUUUACUUGAUAAAAUUAACGAAAAGUUCCCGGUGAUUUUAAACAAGAAACCCCAGACUUCACAUGAAGCGUGGAUUAACAAUAAAUCAGAUGUUGCUGACCCAGAUAAAGAAGAAAAACCUGGUGUUUCAGUAUCCGCUCAUAUAAGAAACGAGCAAACCACAAGCAUAGGAACCGUAACCACUGAUCAGGAUUUUGUGGAAAUUUUACAAAAUGGAAGUUUGCCUAGCAACGAGGCCUUCGAUCAAAUGGAGCAACGGAUUAAAGAAUUUGUUUCUGAUUCCUUUGUUGAAGUUUUGAAAUAUAAAAUAUUGAAAUGUUUGGUGACUUUUAUGGAACAAACUAACAAGAUGAAUGCAACAGAUCGUAGCAAGAGAUUUAUGAAUAAAAUAAAACAAAUUGUUCUCGCCACAAACCCUACUUUAUGGAACUUCUUGAAAGAGAAUGGAAUACAAGAUGAUAGUGACUCUAGUGAUGAUGAGAUGAUGACGUCAGAUCGCGUGAUUGGUGAUGAAGCUGAUGCAUUGUUGGAUAUGAUGGAAUAAAUAGCAUUGUUGACCAAACAAUUAAACUUCACAAAAUUUGCUUUCUUUGAGAUCACAAAACGGAGGAAUCUCUUUAUAAAUAAACCUGGCCAGAACAACAUAUACAGUAGGGUGGGGAAGAUGGAACAUAAAAGAAUUAUAAAACCCUAACCUCACGACUCCCAUAGACCGUUGUUAAUUGUUCAAACACGAUCAGGAUAUUUGGAUAUUAUGUGCUAAAGGUGUCCCUUCCCCCACCCUACAGUACAUUAAACAUUGUUUUUUUGUUUUUUUCUACCUUUAAAAACUUACUGUAUAUGUUUAUUUAAUCAAAUAAAUGUUAGUUUAUUUAGUAGCUUAUGAUUGCAAUUUGUGUGUUUUAAUAAGGU
Molecule: messenger RNA, 2586 nt
Organism: Ciona intestinalis (vase tunicate)
Lineage: Eukaryota; Metazoa; Chordata; Ascidiacea; Phlebobranchia; Cionidae
Source: RefSeq